Rodentolepis nana is the source of this 486-nucleotide messenger RNA. Lineage: Eukaryota; Metazoa; Platyhelminthes; Cestoda; Cyclophyllidea; Hymenolepididae. The record is from the annotation of a GenBank genome assembly.
AUGUUCAAAUUGGAGAUAUUACCCAUAGGUUCCUUAUUAAAAAUUUAUGUCCUUAGUAGUUUUUAUUUAUUUGAGAACGAAGUUUACGCAAUUGAGACCUUCGGUAGCACUGGCAGGGGCAUUGUUCGUGACGCUGACGAUGUCUCGCAUUACAUGAAAGAAUUUGAUGUUGGUUUCGUUCCUUUAAGGCAAAAAUUGCUUGCUACAAUAGAGAAAAACUUUGGUACGCUGGCUUUCUGCAAACGCUGGUUGGAUAGGUUGGGUGAAACCAAGUACGCAAUGGGUUUGAGGAACCUCGUUGAAAUGAAUGUUGUGAGAGCAUAUCCACCUCUGGUGGAUUCUAAAGGCAGCUAUACCGCACAAUGGGAUGAAAGAAAAAAUACUCUUAUUGGUCUUGUGUUGAAAAUUUGGAAGUUAAAACAAAACGUGCUUCUACUAAGCAGUACAAGUUCAACACAGAAAGCGGGGUUGAAUUCGAAGAAUUAG